This is a messenger RNA of Punica granatum (pomegranate), 1538 nucleotides long. NCBI's taxonomy places the organism in Eukaryota, Viridiplantae, Streptophyta, Magnoliopsida, Myrtales, Lythraceae. The record is from RefSeq and is a predicted model, not a curated record.
AAACAGGGAAAACUAAACGAAACGAUACGAAACGAGAAUGGUCAAAGCGCUUCGCCGGGUGGCUCCGGUCAAUGGUUGAUAAACUCCUUCCUUCUCCCUCCUUCCCCUCCUCCUCCUCCUCUAUAUCUCUCUCUAUAUCUCUCUCGUUCUCUCUCUUCUUUUGAAGAAACUGUCCUUUCUCUCGCCUCCCGCCCUCUCUCUGUGCUCUCUGUCUCUGUGUAGUGUCGGGUUUUGCUGAAGGGUUUUGGAAAGCAGAGGAUUUUGGGUCGGUUGGUGUUGGAUUUUCGAUUCUGAAAGCGUGAGCUUUGUUAGUCAACCGUCUGUUCUCUGCUGCAUCAGAACAUCUGCUCCCAACCUUGGUGGAGAACAUUAAUGGCGCAUCGUUCACAUGUACCAAAGUUCGGCAACUGGGAGAACAGAGAAAAUGAGCCUUACACGGCUUUCUUCGAUAAAGCAAGGAAGGGAAGGGGUGGGGGCAAGAUGAUUAAUCCAAAUGACCCGGAAGAGAACCCCGAUAUAGGCGGGGGGAAGAUGAUUAAUCCGAAUGACCCGGAAGAGAACCCCGAUAUACUUUCAUCAGACAGUAUGGCUCCAGCGCAAGCUCCCCCUCCUCUUCCUCCUCGGCCUCAAGCCGACCCGGAGGAACCAAAAGGGCACGGGACUGUGCCUGUUAGACCGGUGCAUGAACGCAAAAUAAGCAAUGAGGGUAACCCUAAACAGUUUGCCACGGACUCCCCCAGCAGGCCUACAAGUGGGGCCAAGCACCAACUCCAUGGAGCCCGCGGGGCCAGCUCGGGAUCGGGAGAUCAGUCCCACAAGAGCGUUGUUAGAGGUAGUGCUGGAUCUGACCACAGUAUCGAAAGGUCGCCGAUCCACCAGCAGGCAAGGAUCUCGGGAAGAGGGAGCAGUUCCCCCUCGUGGGAAGGGAGAGCGGCCCGUGAUAAUAUCCAUGGGACCCCCGGACGGUCCCGUUUUAGCGGGGCUUCUCGAGGAGACGAAUUGCAGCUCGACAAAGGUUCUACUGUCCCAAAAUUUGGUGAAUGGGAUGAGAAUGACCCUACAUCUGCCGAUGGCUACACACACAUCUUCAACCAAGUCCGGGAGGAGAGGCAUACUGGAGGAAGAAAUGGGCCAGGAUACGCCGAGUCACCUUAUAGACCUGCAGGCGGGAAGAAAGCUCAGAGUAGUGGCUGGAAGAUUUGUUGCUUUCCUUGGGGUGGAAAGUAGAACAAGAUGGCACAAGAUUUCGCAGAUUUCAUCAAGUAUGCUGCGUGCAGUAUCAUGUAAAUACGACUUAUAUUCUUGGCAGGAUGCUUUAUUUAAGGAGUCCAGUCGAUUCCUAGAGCUCAUUCAUUCAUCAUCGGCCUCCACCAUCUAUUUGUGUGUUUGUUAAAUCAUUUUAAGUUUCCAUGGAAAGACAUUGUUAAAGCUCAUUCCUCUUCUCUUCUUCUGCAUUGUCUAGUUCAUAUUGUUGAUGUACUAAAAACCUCCAAUUUUGCUCAGGAAGAAAAGGCCGCAUAUCCUGUUGCGUUCCCUUA